This is a messenger RNA of Morchella importuna, 2295 nucleotides long. RefSeq lists its product as uncharacterized. The record is from RefSeq and is a predicted model, not a curated record. NCBI's taxonomy places the organism in Eukaryota, Fungi, Ascomycota, Pezizomycetes, Pezizales, Morchellaceae. The transcript is spliced from 9 exons. The coding region runs from base 1 to 2295 and encodes 764 amino acids.
AUGUCUUUCGGCUUUGGUGAUUUUAUAGCUGGCGUAAACCUCUGCGACAGUAUCAUCAAAGCCUGCGGCGAAAUUAAUAAUGCUUCCAGCUCUCACAAAGAUUUCGCAGCGUCCGCCCGUGCUCUCCGUGAUGGUUUGAACAGUCUUAUGAGCGCCAUACGAGAUCGCAAUACAACAGCUAAAACCGAAUCUUUCCGGCACCGGAACGAUGAAACGACAUGGCAAUCGUUGCGAGAAAUUACGCUGGAUUUCAGAGCGACGUUAGAGACGAUUCAGGCACGUUUGAGACAGUAUCCGGUUGGGGAGAGGGCAGGCUUAGAAAGGCGGAUGAGCUAUUGGUUUAAUGCGAAAGGCGAGGUACAGGAGCUUUUAGAGAGAUGCAGGUAUCAUGUUACGAUCAUUAAUUUUGUGCUAGAACCCUUCAAAAUAAAGGUUAUGACAGAUAUCCGGGAAAGCAUCCAAAACCUCACAGGCGAGGUGCUGGAUGUUAAGAAGGAAGUUUUGAAGGUUGGAACCCGCAUGGAAGAGGGUUUCGAUGAUAUGAGGGAGUUAUUGCAACGAUUCAACUGCCAACCUGGGCCGUCAAUGCCAGUAGAGCCACUUGAAAGACGCCCACGCGCGGUACCACCGCCGCCGCCGCCGCCGCCGCCAGCCCUCGAGAUUACUACGGACAGUUUGGACAUUAGGUUCAAAAAUCAAAUGAGAGACGAUGGAGAGGAUACUGUGUCCGAGUUGACGGAUGUGACGGUGGGCGAACUGACGAAAAGUGCUGUGAUAUGGCUCGAGAAGGGAAGACAUACUGUUGAUGACGCUACCGAUAUGGCGAAACUGACGCCGACUCAGUACUUGUGGCUAAGAAAAGCGAAGUGGAUUGUGACAUCCUUCAAUGGGCAUCCAGAGCUACAGAAAUUAGCUUUAACGGACAAAGAUUCACUGCUACAUAAGCUUUGUCGAAAAUUGGAGAACGAGAUUAAAGAGGUCUUUAAUGAUAUGAAAAUAAAGGGACUACAGAUCCCUAGCAUGGACUCAAUUCACUCGCUUGAUCCACACGAGUUCUCACCUUUGGUAGAACCUCUAGUUGAGCCUGAUACCACCAUGGAAGGUUAUGGCGAAGACCUUAUACUUAAUAUACAACUCUCGGGAGCUCAUUACCAGACACAACCCAUCACAUUUUUAGUGUUCCGACAAGGAGGUGGUAGUCUGAGGUGUGUAGAGAGAGUACGUAGUACUAGUCGUAGAGGAAAUGUAGUGAAGGAUAUAAUCAAAGAGUACAUAAUAGAUAAGAACAUAUGGCAUAUGCGGCCACUUUACAUGUUUCACCCUCAAGAGGGAUGUUGGAACAUAAUUCUAUACCAGCCCUUAGAGGCGAAGUCUUUCACCUUCAGUAAUCACAAAGACCUCUUUGCAUUCCAGCACGCGUUUCUAGACGCCAACGCCAGAUUCAUCAGCUCCCAUUUCAAGGGCAUCAGAUACCAAGAACCCGCGUUAACGCGAAGCUCCCGCGAAUUUACCUCAGGUCUCAUACAACUCUGGCUCGAAAAGCCACGCCCUCGUCUUGACCCAGAAGGGAAUACACCUUCAACAGAAGCUUCACUCUCUCCAACAACUACACAGACUCAAUCGAUGUCCUCGUGGUCUGCGGCACCAAGUGUUGCAUUAUCAACCACCACCACCACCCACCGACAGCAAGAUGGAACAACGGUGUUUGAGGUCAAAAAGGUGGAAAGUUCGAGAUUUUUUGCAUGUCUCAAUGAUACCAGUUCCAGCGAUAAGCGGCGCGUAUUUAUAACAUUUGUCCUCGAUGAUACUAUUAGCUUCUCCAACACAAGCUGUUGCAGUAAAAACCUACAUCCUGGUGGGGGCGGAAAAUCUAAAAGACUUCCGGAGUUAGAAAGCGAUGUCUGCUGCAAGAAACUCGUUAUCGAGACAGUGAUCAAAGGUGGUGACUUUUCUGCAAAAGUUCUAGAAGCUAAGGGUGAGGGGAUGGUUGAUGAUAUGAGUAUCGCACUGGGUGAGGAGCACCUGCCAAAAGGGAAGAAGAUUAAAUUGUCUUAUUUUAAUAUAAUCUUCGAGUCUAAGGGUGAAAAACUACGGUUCAUGAAUCAAUAUCAUGAAUUAGAAAAAUUACGGAUCACACGGGAACGGAUCACCAGAGCCUUGAUGACUGAUAUGAAGGAACGUGAGAGACAUGGAGAUCAGUUAAGAAUGGAUGAACUACCGAAAUCACCGAGGCGUAGUUCGACUUUUUCGGCAUUCUCAUUCAAGAGCGCGCGGAGGGGGAGUAAUUUAUCGUGA